CAACCAUCAUCAUCAAAAAUCGCACGGAGCGUAUGACAAGCAAAAUAAGCGGUGGACUGAAAUUUGCCUUCAGCCCUAGAAAUAACGCGAAUUUUGUUAAAAUCACUUUAGUAGUGGAUUGAGGUGAAUUGAUUGGGUUCCAUAGCAAACAGGAAUAGCAAAAUGCCGGGCCAGGAGGUGGCAAUCAGCAAGGUAGUGGUGCAUCCACUGGUUUUGCUCAGCGUCGUUGACCAUUUCAACCGGAUGGGCAAAAUCGGCAACCAAAAGCGUGUGGUUGGAGUGCUUCUUGGAUGCUGGCGUGCCAAAGGUGUCCUCGAUGUGUCCAACAGCUUUGCAGUGCCUUUUGAUGAGGACGACAAAGACAAAUCUGUGUGGUUCCUUGACCACGACUACUUGGAAAACAUGUACGGCAUGUUCAAGAAGGUUAACGCCAGGGAGAAGAUUGUGGGGUGGUACCACACUGGUCCUAAGCUGCACCAAAAUGAUGUGGCCAUCAACGAGCUCGUGCGCCGAUACUGUCCCAACUCUGUCCUCGUCAUCAUCGACGCCAAGCCCCGAUCACUGGGCCUGCCCACUGAAGCCUACAGGGCGACUGAAGAAGUCCACGAUGACGGAACACCCACGUCAAAGACCUUUGAGCAUGUCCCCAGCGAAAUCGGUGCUGAAGAAGCUGAAGAGGUCGGCGUUGAACAUCUGCUCAGGGAUAUCAAGGACACGACGGUUGGAACCUUAGCACAGAGGAUUACGGCGCAGCUUCUUGGCCUCCGAGGUCUCCACUCGCAAGUCGAGGCCAUCAAAGGCUAUCUUGAACAAGUGGUGACUCCCAAUGGACUGCCCAUCAAUCACCAAAUUAUUUACCACCUGCAAGACAUUUUUAAUUUGCUGCCUGACGUCUCGCAGCCGAACUUCACCUCCUCCUUAUAUGUGAAGACCAAUGAUCAAAUGCUUGUGGUUUACUUGGCAGCCUUAGUGCGCUGCGUCCUUGCUCUUCACAACCUUAUAAAUAACAAAUUGACAAACAGGGAUGCUGAAAGGAAAGAGGGAACUAGUGCAACUGCUGUUAAAAAGGGAGAGAAGGAGGAGGCUAAGAAAGAAGAGGUAAAAGACGAAAAGAAAAAGUGACCGCCGUAAAUUUCUUGUCUGAAAGUUCUUACUUUAUCUUCUAAGUUACAAUUAACACACACAGGCAGAAAGUUGUUUGAUAAAAUAAAUUAAAUCUCAUCUUAAUACUUCAAAA
This is a messenger RNA of Cloeon dipterum, 1237 nucleotides long. RefSeq names its product regulatory particle non-ATPase 8 (gene Rpn8). NCBI's taxonomy places the organism in Eukaryota, Metazoa, Arthropoda, Insecta, Ephemeroptera, Baetidae. Gene Ontology annotation, cellular component: proteasome regulatory particle; proteasome complex. Gene Ontology annotation, molecular function: protein binding; metallopeptidase activity. The record is from RefSeq and is a predicted model, not a curated record. The coding region runs from base 163 to 1122 and encodes 319 amino acids. The transcript has 5 exons. Gene Ontology annotation, biological process: proteasome-mediated ubiquitin-dependent protein catabolic process.